Phytophthora sojae is the source of this 972-nucleotide messenger RNA. RefSeq lists its product as hypothetical. Gene Ontology annotation, cellular component: nucleus. The record is from RefSeq and is a predicted model, not a curated record. Gene Ontology annotation, molecular function: protein dimerization activity. Bases 1 to 972 code for a protein of 323 amino acids. NCBI's taxonomy places the organism in Eukaryota, Oomycota, Peronosporomycetes, Peronosporales, Peronosporaceae. The transcript has a single exon. Gene Ontology annotation, biological process: regulation of transcription by RNA polymerase II.
AUGGAACAGCACAAUGGUUAUGCUCCAGCGCUUUUUGGAUUUGCAGCCUGUGGUGAAAGAUUUUUCCUGUACAUUAAGUCGGAAGAAGGCGAGAAGGAGUUUAACGAUCGAUCUACAAAAACGUUGAAGCUUCCAAGUGCCAAGCAUUGGUUCAUGAUUCAGUGCCUGGUCGAGCUGUUGGCCCCGUUCAGCGUUGCCACCACUAUGCUCGAUGGAGAGACCUAUCCUACGCUGAUAUAUCUUCAUCUUUUCAUCUCUUCACUCAAGCGAUCGCUGGACAACCAACAAAUAUUUGAUGUUCUCUAUACAAGUGUCGAGAAGGAGGCAUACGCAAUAGAAGUGCUAUCCAUCAUGCAAUCCGUCCGCCGAAGCUUUUCAGCCUUGUUGAAGCAGCGGUUUGAUAAGGAGGCAGACCCCGUCCUUUUGUGGAUAUCGUUGCUUGACCUCUACAUGACGAAUUCGGCGAUUUUCACUGCGGAUGAAUAUGAGAAGGCGCGGGAGCAGUUUGCCGAUGAGAUGUUCGUGCUAAAGAAGAAGUCUGCUUUGGUUCACAACGACGCAGCUCGUUCUCAAAGCCCUGAAAAGCGAAUGACUGAUGCUACAGACCGCGCUCGACAGAGCUUCCUAAAGAUGUUGUACGGAUCGAGAACGUCAAGAUCAUCAGCUGCGACGGACGACAAGUUAAAGACUGACUGCGAGUGGGAGCUAAGCAGCUACUUGAAGCAGUCGAGCGAGGCGGAGGUCAAAGAUCCCGACAAGCCCCCAUCGGCUUUGUCGUGGUGGAAGCAGAACCAUUCAAAAUUUCCGACUAUUGCUGUUCUUGCUCGCAAGUGGCUUGGAUGCAUCGCUACAUCGGUUCCCUCAGAGCGCGCGUUUUCCACUGCAGGUAACACAGUUACAAAACGACGUUGUUCGCUGAAGGCUAGCACAGUUCGGGAUAUGGUGUUUAAGGCUCAAAAUGGAGCAGCAUGA